UCGCUUGCCUUUGCCCUCUCUCUCUGUGCUGCGGGAGAGCGCGCGGCCGAGGGGCUCGGGAGCGCGCCUGGAGCCAGGAGGGCAGCCAGGCCCUGCCUUCCUUCCCUUAUGGAGCCCUCCGCCUCUGGGAAGAGGAGCCUCUCUGGUCUGGAGGUGACUGCCGGUCGUCGAAUACCAUGUGAGCUGAGCCUGGCACAGCGUGGUGGGGAGUAUGAUUUAAUUAUUUGUUCCUGGGAGAAAGAAGCCCCUGUUCAAGAGAACAUUCCUAUCAACAGUCGCUUUAAAUGCUUGCAAGAGGCUGAAGAAACUCUCCUAAUCGACAUAGCAACAAACACUGGCUGCAAGGUUCGAGUGCAAGGCGAUUGGACAGCAGAGCGUCUCUUUGAGAUUCCAGAUGAAGAGCAAUGUUUGGCCUUUCUUGCUGAAGUGUUGAGAGUUCAGAAAGUCCCACCAAAAGUUUCUUUCCCUGAUCAUGGGGACCAUGUCUCCUGGCAUCAAGUGAAAGGGCUCCCGAGGCCUGCUGAGUCCCUCUCUGCAGGGACUCUAGGAUUUGAAGAUAACUUCAAUGCCAUGAGUUUGGAGAAGAAAAGAAACCUGCAGAAUCAGCAAAUGAGUGCCCACCGGGAGCCUCCGCCACCCCCUCUGCCACCAAAUAGGCCGGGAUUCCGUGAGAAGGAAAGCAUCAACAAGGACCAGCCUAAAGUAAGCAACACAAUGCGGAUGCUCUUUGUGCCUUCUACACAUACGCAGUCUGGGCAGAGGGAGGGCCUCAUCAAGCACGCUAUUGCCAAGAGAGAAAAGGAGUAUGUCAACAUCCAGAAUUUCAGGUGAGAGCCUUAUUUUGUUGUGGGAACAUGGAAUGUGAAGGGCCAGUCCCCGGAUAGUGGAUUGGAACCUGGCUGAAACGUGACCCUGAGGCCUCCAGACAUCUAUUGCAUUGGGUUCCAGGAACUGGACCUGAGUACCGAGGCUUUUUUCUACUUUGAGUCAACAAAGGAGCAAGAGUGGCUGAUGGCAGUGGAGAAGGCUCUGCAUUCCAAAGCCAAGUACAAGAAAGUGCAGCUGGUGCGUCUGGUUGGCAUGAUGUUGCUUGUCUUUGCCAGGAAAGAACAUUAUGGUUAUAUUAAGGAUGUAAUGCUAGAGACAGUAGGCACAGGCAUCAUGGGGAAGAUGGGUAACAAAGGUGGUGUGGCCAUGAGGUUUGUCUUCCACAAUACCAGCUUCUGCAUUGUCAACUCCCAUCUAGCUGCCCAUGUAGAAGACUUUGAGCGGCGAAACCAAGAUUACAAGGACAUCUGUGCCCGGAUGAGCUUCCUGCCUCCUGACCAGGGUCUGCCACAACUGACAAUCAUGAAACAUGAUGUUGUCAUCUGGUUGGGAGAUUUGAACUAUAGGCUUUGCCUUCCUGAUGCCAAUGAAGUGAAAACUCUGAUCAGUAAAAAUGAGCUUCAGAAACUGCUGACAUAUGACCAGCUAAAUAUUCAGCGUGCUCAAAAGACAGCUUUUGCUGAUUUUACAGAAGGAGAGAUCAAGUUCAUCCCCACAUAUAAAUUUGAUUCGAAAACAGAUCGCUGGGAUUCCAGUGGGAAAUGCCGAGUACCAGCAUGGUGUGAUCGAAUCCUUUGGAGGGGAACUGGCAUCAAUCAGCUCCACUAUCGCAGCCACAUGGAACUAAAAACAAGUGACCACAAGCCUGUCAGCUCACUCUUCCUCAUUGGGGUGAAGGUGGUAGAUGACCGGCGGUAUCGGAAAGUGUUUGAAGAUAUUGUCCGGAUGAUGGAUAGGAUGGAGAAUGAUUUUCUUCCGUCACUGGAGUUGAGCAGGAGGGAGUUUACAUUUGAGAAUGUGAAGUUUCGGCAGCUACGGAAGGAGAAGUUUCAGAUCACAAACAAUGGACAGGUGACCUGCCAUUUCUCCUUCAUCCCCAAGCUCAACGACAGCCAGUACUGUAAGCCAUGGCUUCGCGCUGAGCCCUUUGAGGGCUACUUAGAGCCAAAUGAGACAGUAGAUAUCUCCUUAGAUGUGUAUGUCAGCAAGGACUCAGUGACACUACUCAAUUCUGGGGAGGACAAGAUUGAAGAUAUCCUUGUUCUUCAUCUGGACCGAGGCAAAGAUUACUUCCUCACCAUCAGUGGUAGCUACCUGCCCAGCUGCUUCGGGACCUCCUUGGAGACCCUGUGUCGGAUGAGGCGGCCAAUCCGUGAGGUCCCUGUCACAAAGCUCAUUGAUCUGGGAGAAGACAGCUUCAUAGAAAAGGAGAAGUCUCUUUUGGAUAUGGCACCCCAGGACAGUGAGGAUUCUUCCAGUGAGCGACCUUUGCAUAUACCCAAGGAGAUCUGGCUCUUGGUGGACCACCUCUUCAAGAAUGCCUGCCAUCAGGAGGACCUCUUCCAGACGCCAGGCAUGCAGGAUGAACUACAAGACAUCAUUGAGUGCCUAGACACCAGUAUUCCUGAAACAAUACCUGGUAGCAACCACUCAGUGGCUGAAGCUCUACUCAUCUUCUUGGAGGCAUUACCAGAACCAGUUGUUUGUUAUGAACUGUAUCAACGCUGCCUUGACUGCUCCCAUGAUAGCCGUCUCUGCCGGCAGGUGAUCUGCCAGUUGCCACGAUCUCACCGGAACGUGUUUCGCUAUGUGAUGGCAUUCCUGCGGGAGCUUCUGAAAUACUCGGAGAGUAACAAUGUCAGUGCCAAUAUGCUAGCCACACUUUUUGCCAGCCUCCUCCUGCGACCACCACCCAACAUAGUGUCAAAGCAGACUCCUCAGGAUCGGCAGCAUACCAUUAGCUUCCUCUUGGGCUUCCUGUUGGGAGCAGAUGACUACUAAGGUACCAGUUUGCAGUCUCCACAGCAGUUGUGUGGCAAGCUGGGAAAUGGAGGAAGAAGAAAGAAGAGGCCAGAACCAGGCCUGUCUUUUCUGGGACAUCUCUGAGAUGGCUUCUCCCAGCCUUCCUGCUGUCUCCUGUGUGGAAACUCUGUUUCAUCUUGUGCCAGCCCCUUCCCAAAGCUUCAUCCAUGCCAGCUUUCCCCUUGAUGCAGCUGGCUACUUGGCUGCUCCACGUUCAAGUAGAUCUGGAGCUGUGGCAAGUUCAGGAAGGCAGUUUGUUUGCUGGACAUCAGCAGAAAUUUGUUGGCCGCUCCUUCACUCCCCCAGUGCAACGUUCUGCUCCCUUCCUUUGUGUUCCAGCAUUUUUUUAUCACUGACCUUUUUGUGGGUUUCAAGGUUGAUGAACUCCCAGCCUGUCCUGCAAUUGUAGAACCUCCUUUCUCUGCCCCUUAGCCCUGCUGCUGCUGGUUGAGAAGGGCAGGGUUUCCACAGUUGCCCCUGAUAGCUCUUAGCCACCUUUGUACAGUUCAGAUAUCGGCCCCCAUUCUGCCACGUAGAAUGUGUGACCCGUGCCAGUCUCUCUCUGUGAAGUACUAGCCCUUCAUGAAACACUAAGCACUGCCUAGGGGACAAGGGAGGAAAGAAAGCAGCAACAGACAGGAGCAAGACUGUGCCUCAGUUUGGGCUUCCUCCUCCCCUCCCCCCUUCACUGUUUUGCAACUUCUGUUUUUCCAGUUGUCUGUUGGGUUUCUGUUCUUUGUGCACACUCUUUAUCUCUCCCUCUUUUUUUAAACUGUAUAACUUAUUGAGAAACUGUUGUUUCAAAAUAAAUCUCCAUUGUGCAAAACUG
This is a messenger RNA of Sceloporus undulatus (fence lizard), 3679 nucleotides long. RefSeq names its product inositol polyphosphate 5-phosphatase OCRL-like. Gene Ontology annotation, molecular function: phosphatidylinositol-4,5-bisphosphate 5-phosphatase activity; inositol phosphate phosphatase activity. NCBI's taxonomy places the organism in Eukaryota, Metazoa, Chordata, Lepidosauria, Squamata, Phrynosomatidae. The record is from RefSeq and is a predicted model, not a curated record. Gene Ontology annotation, cellular component: membrane; cytoplasm. Gene Ontology annotation, biological process: phosphatidylinositol dephosphorylation; signal transduction.